AGGCAGUUAGGAUAUUUAUGAAGUUACGCAAAUCUGCCUGGUUGUCAGCCUCGACUACCAGUCAUAUUUCACCCUUUCGAGUCCCUAGCUUUUCCAAUUGUCUCAUUCCUAGCACAUCACUUUAUUACGCUACCCAUUGCUGCCCUAGCAUUGGAUUGUCGGGUCGCGGCCUGCACCCCCGCGAUUUCAACCCUGGAUUAUUUCAACCUUUAACACACAAGGCUGUAUAGGCGAUCUCUUUUUUUCUUCUUUUUUUCUCAGGCAUCCAUAUUCGCUCUAGGUUGAGAAUGGCGCCACACUCGAAAACGAAGCCGCCGAAACUUCGAAGAGAGGUAGAGCGAACACCACAAACCCAAAUAAUCUAUAACCGGAUUCGCGAAGAAGAAGACAGGCACUCUUUGCAACACCAUGUCAACUCGCAAAACCUACGGCCUCCGCCUACCAGGUCUCUGGCCAUGUCUCCGAGUAUGACCAACGAGAGCCGUAGGAAUCUUGAGGUACCAGGUCCAGACCCAGGCAAGGGGAAACGUCCACGAGGGCGCAGGCACCGUCCGUUGGACCCGGCUAAAAAAUUCAAGACGGCGAUCAAGAGGGCGCUCAAACUGGUCUGCCAUGAUUGUCGAGCUAAGAAGGUCACGUGCGAAUGCUACGACUUCUCUAAACUCGAAGAAGCCUACCAAGCCGGCCAGGCGGCCAGAGCGGAACAGCUAGCCUCACACGACCCGGCCCCAGCCCCGACGCCGCAAUAUACAUCGAUCAACGACCUGCUGGGUAUUGACGGCGGUUGGACCACCCCAGUUGCCCUCGAAGACGAUCUGGGCGAACUUACGGAUCCCUUGCAACAGCCGAGUGCCCCACAACGCAUUAGGCAAUUUGUGAGCCACUUUGGAGUGGACUCAGUACCUUCGGGUCCUAGCAUACACCAAGAACCUACAGACCAGCAGGCCUAUCGUCUUCCCAAUGUAAGGUCAGAUAGCCCGCCUGCGCUUUCAGUUCCCUUUCCGAUAGGCAGCGAAAUGUUUGAGUAUCCCGGACGGUGGCGGUGCGAAUUCUUUAAACCUGACCGGCCGACGCCAAGUAUCUGGUCGGACGAAUGCUCUUGGACGGGGCCAAUGGAGUCAUUGGAACUGCAUUUCAGGACAGAUCAUCAUUCGUUUCAGGAUCCCGAGUUUUGGUGCCAAUGCGAAGCUUGCCAUGGCUUGGUACCUGGUGAGGAGCCGCCAAGGGUUUGUGAGAAUGAAGAAUGUUAUGGGAUGGCGCGUUGGAAGAGGUGGUAUUACGGCCAUAUGCUGGUGGAAUCCGUGGCACCAUCAACGCAGGCCCUCACGCAAUACACUGAAUCUGAGAGUGGUUAUUCACAUGACCACCGAGGCCCCUGGGAUCGGGCGUGUCCCGGCGGCGGAGGCGGCUCCUAUUCGUUUGGGUCAUUCAGCGGUGGCAACUCGAAUGGUCAUUGUCGGCGCUCACACGCCAGUGAUACCACCUGCGAAACUUAUCAUGACGAAUUCCCGGACGAGUCUAGUCCUCAUCCAUUCACCCUGUUGUCCUCCCCUAUCUCCAGCGUGUGUUCCUGGACAAUGGAAUACAAAUCGAGAAGUCCCUUCGAGCCAUCCGAAGUGGGCGCUUGCAGACUUCAACGAUUGUUGGGUUCCCGACGGCACGCCUGGCUCCAGCUUCAAUUUUUCUACACCCUGGCGAUGUCUUUGCUGGUCAUUAUUACUCUAGAUGCUGGCUGUCUUUCGCAAAUGACGCGGAUGCACGCUGGCUGCGUCGAUGUCAGGAUGAGUGUGCCGAUCUUGUCGGCGGCCCUCCUCCUCUCCAGUUUCAUGGGAACAUGGCUGGUAAAACAUUGGAUCUCCAUCCGGGGGCGCACUCAAUCCGAUCGCGCCUGGCCAGCAUGGCGGACACAUAGCGCCUCUGUUAUACAAGUCUUGCGGCCUGCAACCGUCAUUCGGGAUUCUCGGGAACCAGACCAAACAGUCUCGAGUGGAAGAGAAUACCUUGUGAGAAUAUAUGGAAGUGAGGAGAAGAUGAGGAACGACGAUUCGACAGCACGUGGCGUUUUGGUUCGGUGAGAUGAAUUUUACGACGCUUGAUGUGCUUUUGUUGAACCAAUGGCCAGUCAGCGCGGACGACUGGUUCAGCUCUUCUCUUCUUCAUUUCGUUCGAUUUGAUACCUAUUUGGCCAGCGUAUGUACGGUUUCCACAUGAUACCACCCCUUCGUCUUCUCGCGUGGUGCUUGACAUCAGGGUCAUUGGACGUAUUAGUCUACCUAGCAAAGUA
Molecule: messenger RNA, 2284 nt
Organism: Pseudomassariella vexata
Lineage: Eukaryota; Fungi; Ascomycota; Sordariomycetes; Amphisphaeriales; Pseudomassariaceae
Exons: 4
Coding region: 288-2075 (595 amino acids)
Source: RefSeq, a predicted model, not a curated record